AUGCCUUUCACACUAGAAAUUAUAUAAACUCUUUGCGGAUCAUCUUGUGAUUUAUAUAUGCAAAUGGAUUCGUUGCAGAUCAACGAGUACGAAUUACAUGAUUUCUUGGAUGAUCCCAACUUUGAUCAGUUCAUCAAUCUAAUUCGAGGAGAAGACGAAGAGCCCGUUGGCGACGGUAACGUCGGUACCUGCUUCCUUGAUCCUCCUCCGGCACAGAUCGACUUUGAUUUCAACAUCGUUGGCGACACGUUAGUACCGAGUGCGGGUGUAGUAUCGGGUUUGGAUGCACCGGAGGAAGAAGAUGAUUCUUCCACUACCAUCAACGUUGUUGCUGCGAGAAAAACUAGAAUGGACAGAUCAAGAACCCUAGUCUCCGAGAGAAAGAGGAGGGGUCGGAUGAAGGAGAAGCUUUACGCACUGCGUUCGUUGGUCCCUAACAUAACUAAGAUGGAUAAAGCGUCGAUAGUCGGAGAUGCUGUCCUGUACGUUGAAGACUUGCAAAUGCAGGCCAAGAAAUUAAAAGCUGACAUUGCAAACCUUGAAGCAUCCUUAGCAGGCUGCCAUCAAUCAACCGAAAGCAAAGAUAACAACGUCAAAUUUGCAGCUUACGACAAACCACCUACCAAAAGAAUCAAGCAGAUGGAUGUAUUUCAAGUGGAAGUAUCAGAAUUUUACGUGAGAUUAGUCUGUCAGAGAGGAGAAGGGAUUGCAGCUUCCCUCUACAAGGCUCUUGAAUCGCUCACAACAUUCUGUAUCAGAAAUUCCAAUUUGGUUACUGUUGACGACACAUUUAUAUUAACAUUUACAAUUAACGUGAUAAAUUGUGAGCAGAGUUUGAACUUGCCAAAUUUGAAGCUGUGGGUGACUGGAGCACUUAUCAACCAAGAAUUUGAUUUUCAUUAA
This is a messenger RNA of Carica papaya (papaya), 903 nucleotides long. It is a transcript of the gene FRU, whose product is annotated as FER-like regulator of iron uptake. The record is from RefSeq and is a predicted model, not a curated record. Gene Ontology annotation, cellular component: nucleus. Gene Ontology annotation, molecular function: protein dimerization activity; sequence-specific DNA binding; DNA-binding transcription factor activity. Lineage: Eukaryota; Viridiplantae; Streptophyta; Magnoliopsida; Brassicales; Caricaceae. Gene Ontology annotation, biological process: regulation of DNA-templated transcription.